AUGUCUCUCCCCGACUUUUCUAACGCCGACGUUCUUAACCAGUUCAACACUUUCCUUGCGGACAAGUCUUUUGUUGAUGGUAACGAGCCCACGCAGGCCGAUGUUGCCGCUUUCGAGGCGAUCUCUUCGCCCGUUGAUGCUGGCAAGUACCCCAACGUGAGUCGCUGGUCCGAACACAUCAAGUCGUACGAUGCCGCCGACCUCCCCGGUGACAAAGCCAAGGCUGCAGAACUUCUGAAGUUCGGCUCCGACGAUGAUGAGAUCGAUCUCUUCGGUUCUGACGAGGAGGAGGACCCCGAGGCUGAGCGCAUCAAGGCCGAGCGUGUGAAGGAAUACGAGGCACGCAAGGCCCAAAAGCCCAAGACUAUUCAGAAGAGUGUCGUUACCUUUGAUGUGAAGCCUUGGGACGACGAGACCGACAUGAAGGCGCUCGAGGAGGCUGUCCGUGGGGUUGAAAUGGACGGUCUCGUUUGGGGUGCUAGCAAGCUCGUACCCAUUGGAUACGGUGUGAGCAAGCUCCAGAUUACCCUUGUCGUUGAAGACGAGAAGGUCUCUAUGGAGGAGCUCCAAGAGUGCGUCCAGGACAUUGAGGACUACGUUCAGUCUUCUGACAUUGCUGCUAUGCAGAAGCUUUAA
Messenger RNA from Malassezia vespertilionis, 636 nucleotides. RefSeq names its product Translation elongation factor 1 beta (gene EFB1). Gene Ontology annotation, cellular component: eukaryotic translation elongation factor 1 complex; cytosol. The record is from RefSeq and is a predicted model, not a curated record. NCBI's taxonomy places the organism in Eukaryota, Fungi, Basidiomycota, Malasseziomycetes, Malasseziales, Malasseziaceae. Gene Ontology annotation, molecular function: guanyl-nucleotide exchange factor activity; translation elongation factor activity. The coding region runs from base 1 to 636 and encodes 211 amino acids. Gene Ontology annotation, biological process: translational elongation. The transcript has 2 exons.